AGCUGUUUCAGUGUCAGUGUUUUAGAAACCAAUAAGAAGUGAUAGUUCAUUCCUUUCUUCACUCAAUCAAUCAAAUUAUUAGUACAUUUCCACUUUGUUUCAGUAGUACUGAAGUGGUUGUACAUAUUCUAGGUAGGUAUAUUGCAACACCUUUAUUUCUGUGUGGAAGUGACUUCACAACUCUCAUUGUGAAUCAUCAAGACGAAGUAUUAGUACUACAUCAAAUAGACAUAUACAGCAACAAACAUAUGGCUCAUGCUCAUCACCAGGAAGAUGGUUGGCCAUUAGGUUUGCAACCAUUGAAUGCAAUAGUAGGUUUGGUACGAAACCAUCAUGAUGCUGCUCUUUCAGCUAGGUCUAUGUCAUUCAAUACAUUACUCACUUUUUCACCAAGUACUUCUACUGUCUUCUCAUCAGACGUUGAUACUGAGUCCACAGGGUCAUUCUUCCCUGACAAGAGCAUGACACUUGGGAGUUUAAUGUGUGUGUCAAGUAUUACAGAUCUCUCCGGAAGGUCACUUACUGGAAGAAGAUCACUAAUGGAAUCAUUUAGAUCAGUGAAAGACAACAACAAGAUGAAGUCACAUAAUAAGAAAUAUUGGUUGUUUUCUUUAUUAUGUGCAAAACCCAUUGCUGCUGAUAUUGAUCAUAAUAAUAAGACUGUACAAACCAACACUCAAUCUUUAGCACAUUUCCUUGAAGUCGAAAGAAAAUUAGCAAAUUCUUCUCUAUACAUUGAUGGUCAUAUUGCUGCACAUCCUCCUCCUUCUCAAUCACAAUCUAGCCAUUGUCUUGGUUCAUCAAAUGUUAAUGGAUUUCCAUUGUCAUCAUGCAUUUGUGGGGUGCCCACAAAUUGA
Papaver somniferum (opium poppy) is the source of this 857-nucleotide messenger RNA. RefSeq lists its product as uncharacterized. NCBI's taxonomy places the organism in Eukaryota, Viridiplantae, Streptophyta, Magnoliopsida, Ranunculales, Papaveraceae. The transcript has 3 exons. The record is from RefSeq and is a predicted model, not a curated record. The coding region runs from base 249 to 857 and encodes 202 amino acids.